This is a messenger RNA of Aedes albopictus (Asian tiger mosquito), 1282 nucleotides long. It is a transcript of the gene Sirt4, whose product is annotated as NAD-dependent protein deacylase Sirt4. The transcript is spliced from 2 exons. Lineage: Eukaryota; Metazoa; Arthropoda; Insecta; Diptera; Culicidae. The coding region runs from base 130 to 1062 and encodes 310 amino acids. The record is from RefSeq and is a predicted model, not a curated record. Gene Ontology annotation, cellular component: mitochondrial matrix; nucleus. Gene Ontology annotation, molecular function: NAD-dependent protein lysine deacetylase activity; NAD+ binding.
UUCUAAUGUUUUCAUUUUUUUAUCCGUAAAUAUUUUGGAUGAGUGUAACAGCAUUCGGUAAUCGCGUAGCAAGGGUUCUCGAAAUAAUCUUAUAUUUUCGAUUCCGACUGAUUGUUACAUUCGUCUAAAAUGCGCCUGCUACAUACUCCCCGGUGGCUGAUUGGAACGCGAGCCUCGUUUAGUUCGAAAUCUAUAUUCGUUCCAGCCCACGAACCCGCCUUGGAAAGUGACCUGCAUCGCCUGGAGAAGUUUCUGGAGGAUAAGCCACACAUCCUGGUGCUGACCGGUGCCGGUAUCUCUACAGAAUCAGGCAUUCCGGACUACCGAUCGGAAGGUGUUGGGCUGUACGCCCGAUCCAAUCACAAGCCGAUUCAGCAUGGGGACUUCAUCAAAUAUGAAUCGGUACGUAAACGCUACUGGGCACGCAACUACGUGGGCUGGCCCAGAUUUUCCGCCAUUACACCAAACGUGACGCACUACACGUUAGCCAGGUUGGAGCGUGAACAGCGGAUAUCCGGUAUAGUUACACAGAACGUCGAUAAACUUCACACAAAGGCAGGCUCGAAAAGUGUCGUUGAGCUGCAUGGUAGUGGCUAUAACGUGAUCUGUGUAGGUAAAACCGGAAAAGGAUGCGACUAUCACAUCCCUAGACAUGAAUUUCAAAGCAUAUUGGAUCAGAUGAAUCCUCACAUGGAGGACAAGUCGACCAUGAUGCGACCGGAUGGAGACGUGGAGUUACCGCAGGAAUACGUUGAGAACUUCAAAAUUCCGCCUUGCCCGGCAUGCGACGGAGCCUUGAAGCCGGAGAUUGUGUUUUUCGGGGACAAUGUUCCGAUGCCACGGAUCGAGCGGGUCGUGCGGAUGAUCCUCGAGUCGGAUGGCGUGCUGGUGCUCGGUUCCAGCCUUACCGUUUUCUCCGGCUUCCGGAUUGUGCUCCAAGCGAAAGAACUGGGACUGCCGGUGGCGAUAGUCAACAUCGGCGAGACACGGGGUGACCCCAAAGCGGAUCUGAAAAUUUCCGCCAGGUGUGGAGAGCUUAUGCAGAAUUUGUUCAAAAAGUGAAACUUCCGGUGUAAGGAAAACAUGUAGUAUAUAGUUAGCAAAAAAAAGUUCGUUUGAUGCGUUUGACGCCGAAGCUAGAGUUUUAUAAUUUGAUUGCUAUGAAAGUGGUUACGAAGAAACCAAAACCAGCCGACAAGCAAUUACAAUGUGACAUCAGUAAAACUGAAACUAUAGAUAUAAAUAUACCUAAGUUUUAAGAAAAUAAAACAAAUGGAAGGUU